GGAACAUCUGCUACUAGAGCAGCAGCAGCCAGGGGGCGGAGCUUCUCGGGUGAAUUUUUCACCAAAGUUGAAAUAUUUCAGCUCUCGCGAAAAAUUGGCGCCGCCCGGCAAACAUGUGAGUGUUUGCAUUGACUUUGCAUGAGAUCUACAACACCUUUGGUGUCUGAGAGGUGAAGACUAAGUACACCUGUGUGCCCUGCAGAUGUCGGGUUAAACAGUUUGUCUGAUCCAUGUUUCUUGAAGGAGCCGAUGCUGACUGAGGUACCGGUCUACCUGCUCUGGGUUGGUUUAGUGUGUGAGAAGAGGACUGGAUCUGAGGAACCGGUCUACCUGCUCUGGGUUGGUUUAGUGUGUGAGAAGAGGACUGGAUCUGAGGUACCGGUCUACCUGCUCUGGGUUGGUUUAGUGUGUGAGAAGAGGACUGGAUCUGAGGAACCGGUCUACCUGCUCUGGGUUGGUUUAGUGUGUGAGAAGAGGACUGGAUCUGAGGAACCGGUCUACCUGCUCUGGGUUGGUUUAGUGUGUGAGAAGAGGACUGGAUCUGAGGUACCGGUCUACCUGCUCUGGGUUGGUUUAGUGUGUGAGAAGAGGACUGGAUCUGAGGAACCGGUCUACCUGCUCUGGGUUGGUUUAGUGUGUGAGAAGAGGACUGGAUCUGAGGAACCGGUCUACCUGCUCUGGGUUGGUUUAGUGUGUGAGAAGAGGACUGGAUCUGAGGAACCGGUCUACCUGCUCUGGGUUGGUUUAGUGUGUGAGAAGAGGACUGGAUCUGAGGAACCGGUCUACCUGCUCUGGGUUGGUUUAGUGUGUGAGAAGAGGACUGGAUCUGAGGUACCGGUCUACCUGCUCUGGGUUGGUUUAGUGUGUGAGAAGAGGACUGGAUCUGAGGUACCGGUCUACCUGCUCUGGGUUGGUUUAGUGUGUGAGAAGAGGACUGGAUCUGAGGUACCGGUCUACCUGCUCUGGGUUGGUUUAGUGUGUGAGAAGAGGACUGGAUCUGAGGUACCGGUCUACCUGCUCUGGGUUGGUUUAGUGUGUGAGAAGAGGACUGGAUCUGAGGUACCGGUCUACCUGCUCUGGGUUGGUUUAGUGUGUGAGAAGAGGACUGGAUCUGAGGAACCGGUCUACCUGCUCUGGGUUGGUUUAGUGUGUGAGAAGAGGACUGGAUCUGAGGUACCGGUCUACCUGCUCUGGGCCUCAAGUGUACUUGUUGGAUCACAUGUGCACUCAGGAGACUAAAGAGGAUGUUUUCUUUUAUUUCUCCCUUCACAGCUGCAGUUCAUUACAUAACAUCUCUUCUCAUCUGCAUCUAUUUCAUUAUCCUCACCAUGCAGGUGCUGAAAGGUGCUGCAGCUCACUCUUGUACACUGUGUGUGUGUGUGUGUGUGUGUGUCUUUUACUUAACUAAAGUCACGGUUUAGUUUUUCCCUCUCGUAAAAACACACAAUUAAAGUGAUAUGGAAAUAAAAGAUUGUAUUAUGGAUUAAAACAAAUGUUGUACUAAUUUUAAUGAUCGUGAAUCUAUUGAGAUGGAGCCUUGAGUACAGAUGGAAAAACAACUAUGUCUUUUAUUGCCUCAAGCAUGUCAUUACAUUGUUACGGGUGCAGAUCGUCAUGGUAACGUGAGAAGCAACAACUCCUGCAAGGCGCACAACGCGUGGAAUGGUGUUGUUUUGGUCAGGCGUGGAAGAGGCAAGGGUGGGGGCUGAUGUCGUCCCCUCACCUGCAAUGCAGUGCUGGGCUGCAUCAGCCAAUCAUGAGCCAGCUGUCAGGGAAGGGGGCCGGCCCAACGGCUGACAGCCAAGGAGAGUUCUCGGUCAGACAUGGAGAGGGAGAGAGUGAGAGAGUGUGAGGCGAAGUGAGCGAGGUCUCAGUGCUCAGCCUGCAGCAGAGCCCCCUCAUUUCUCCUCUUCCUCUUCUUCCUCUCCUCUGCAACAGUCUUCCCACCCGCUGCCUCCUCCUCUCUAAUCUCUGCUCUUCAGUUGUCAGCGCUGAUUACGCUCUCCUCCUCCUCCUCCUCCACUUUUCACCUCCCAUCCUCUCCUUUACCUUCUUUUGGUCCGGCGGAUGGAGUGAGAGGGUUUUCUUUUACAUCACUCUUGUCCUGCUCCUUUUAUCACGUCCCAUGGGCAUCCGUGCAUCUGCCAGGUAAGAGGUGUGUGUGUUGCAGGUUGUCCUGACGGCUCAGGUGUUCAGAGUGUUGCAGAAGUCCUGCAUGUUGUCUGGCCUCCAGAGGGCAUUGAACGGUCGUGUUCCGCAGUGAGAGGUUCUUGUUGUCUUCUGUCAAUAAACCAGAGAACGCUCAUGUUUAUUUCGUUGUCGUGCAUAUUGGCUCAAUAUUUGUCCUUUUUUAUCUGGUAGACUUCCCUAACCUCCACCUCUUUUUGCUCUCUGCUUACUAUAAAUAGUCUUCACUCUGCAGCUAUAUUUAGUUAUUCUCGUUGUCCCGGGAUCAAAGGUCAACUUGUCAGUUUUUAAUCCUUCGUAUCUUUAAGAGAUUUUAGCCGACAAAAAUGUGACUUUGUGAUCGUCGUAUUGAGAACCAUCAACAAGUUAAAAAGUUUAGGAAAACACUUCAGAUUUGAGUCUUUUUGUUCCUCAAUAUUUUAGUCCAGUGUGGACAUGAUCUAUAUGAAGAGGGUCAAAUACUUUGACAUGAGACCUGCAGAGGCCCAAUAACAAGAAAUGAUUGUAUAAACGCUUUACUGACGUCCAGUUUAAGACCAUUUGAGUAUUUUAGUGUUGAGUCGUCUUGUCUGCAGCUCUCGUAAUGAGAGGCGGCGUGUUUGUGAUGCGUUGGCACACAUUAAGACUUCUUCUCACCUUCCCCUCACUGUGGGCUGAUCACACUGAGGCCAGAGAGAAACCGGCCACGCAUUGUCUUUAAGUAGAAUAUUAACAUUCUCUUUAAGUAUAAUAACAUUGUCUUUAAGUAGAAUAUUAAUGGAUGAUGACACGUGUGCUCCCAGUCCAGUGGUACCUCUUCCUUUGAGAGGGCUCAUCCUGUUCCUGAGGAACGUUCUGAUGACUGUGAACAUGCAGAGAUCCAGAGCGGUGCUGACCAGACGAACCCAGAACUCUGCAUGCCGAUGACGUAACAGAACCUUCUGUCCAGGAGCACGUGUGAAGUGGUUUCUUCAGAGCCAGCUGCUCCGAGCUGAAGAGAUGAUGUGACGGUCUUUAAUUAGCUCCACAUCCUCCUCAGUGUUUACAAAGUGGACCACUGCUGUGUUUAUAUGCAACACACCAGUGUAAUGUUGUCAUCAUAAGGACUUGUGAUCUUCUUUCGUGGAUAUCCUGAGUUCUCUUUGCUCAGAAGUGUUUGCUUAUUCUUUGAUCUUUCCUGAGCUUUCUUUAGAUUGGCUGACGGGGUUCUUUGGCUGUCACUGAUUGGUUGACGGGUGUCAUUGAUGCUAGUAAUUGGUGAUAUUGUUACUGUGGUUUGGAUUCAGUGAGAGACUUUCAGCACCACGGACAGCUCCAAGAAGAUGUUCAGUUAAGAUGAUGAUGAUGAUGAUGAUAAUUGGACUGCGUGCUUUAAUAACCCGGUAGCUGGUGUGGGGAUCCCAGUUCAUAGUAGUAAUAAUAAUCUGCUGGCAUGCAGGAGCCUCUUGAGGUCAUUGUUAUGGUCUCUGUUACCCUCCAAUAUGAAUAAGUAAAUAAUGCAUUCCACUUUGUUCUGAUUCAUCAACGCGCUCGUUUAAACACGUCCGUUAUUAACGGGACGAUGAACGUCAUAUUUAUUAUGUAUCCAUUCUGUUAAUUAAUUCAAAUUGCAUCUUUCAGUCUUUCUACCAGACUCAUCAUUGAGAGGAUAUAAAGACUGACACGUCCUGUUAUUUAAAUAGUCUCAAGGCUUUCUGCAGUUAUGUUAUCAGGUGCAUGUGUAUAUAGUUAAUAUAUAUCACUCUCUCUGGUAUCAGUCAGUUUGUUUUCUCCAGCAACAUUUCCUCUUUCCUCUCAGUGUCGUAUGAGUUCUGUUUGUUCUCUGAGGGAUUCGGUCGUCUCUCUCGCUCUUCCUCCCCCGUCGGUCUGUUUGAGUCCUCCUCUCCAUCACCGCCCUCCCCCGUCUUCC
Cyclopterus lumpus (lumpfish) is the source of this 4075-nucleotide messenger RNA. RefSeq lists its product as uncharacterized. The coding region runs from base 250 to 1239 and encodes 329 amino acids. Lineage: Eukaryota; Metazoa; Chordata; Actinopteri; Perciformes; Cyclopteridae. The record is from RefSeq and is a predicted model, not a curated record. The transcript is spliced from 2 exons.